GGGAGCAGUGUGCCGAGUCCUAGAGCUAAAGCCGGGACGUGAGUCAGUCACCUUGAGCCGGGCGAGCGCUGUGGUCUGAGCAGGGGCAGCCGGGGCAGUGGGAGUACAGACUGAAAAAAAAUGCAGACCACCGGGGCACUACUCAUUUCUCCUGCUCUGAUCCGUUCUUGUACCAGGGGUCUGAUUAGGCCUGUGUCUGCCUCCUUCCUGAGUAGGCCAGAGAUCCCAUCUGUACAGCCUUCCUACAGCAGUGGCCCACUGCAGGUGGCUCGGCGGGAAUUCCAGACCAGUGUUGUCUCCCGGGACAUUGACACAGCGGCCAAGUUUAUUGGCGCUGGGGCUGCCACAGUUGGUGUGGCGGGUUCAGGGGCUGGUAUUGGAACAGUGUUUGGCAGCUUGAUCAUUGGCUAUGCCAGGAACCCGUCUCUGAAGCAGCAGCUCUUCUCCUAUGCCAUUCUGGGCUUUGCCUUGUCUGAGGCUAUGGGGCUCUUCUGUUUGAUGGUCGCCUUCCUCAUCCUCUUCGCCAUGUGAGGCUCCGUGGAAGUCACCUACCCACCCCUGCUGCUUCGACUCCAGGCCAUGCCCGGUGCUGGAGUGUGCUAACCUUUACCAUUAAACACAAUGUUUCUCUAAACUCA
Messenger RNA from Budorcas taxicolor (takin), 638 nucleotides. It is a transcript of the gene ATP5MC1, whose product is annotated as ATP synthase membrane subunit c locus 1. The transcript is spliced from 5 exons. The record is from RefSeq and is a predicted model, not a curated record. Gene Ontology annotation, molecular function: proton transmembrane transporter activity. Gene Ontology annotation, biological process: proton transmembrane transport; proton motive force-driven ATP synthesis. Bases 121 to 531 code for a protein of 136 amino acids. Lineage: Eukaryota; Metazoa; Chordata; Mammalia; Artiodactyla; Bovidae.